GCUGCAACACAAGCGCCCACGCACAUCUCAAUAUAUUCCGAAGCAAUGCAACGCUAUUCUUCGUCGACGGAGUCGCUGGACUCGUCGCAGCUGGUGGAGCGCAGCCGCCAAAGGAGAGCCUCAGGGUCGCCUCACCGGUCAACUGAUGAGGAAGACAGUCAACUAGAAAACGACCGAAGUGGGAGCGGCGGCGCAGGGAGUCCGGAAUACUCCGCACGCGGUCAUCUGUACGAUCUCCAUCAACGCGUACCCUCAAAGUCGAACAGCAGCGGCUCCACGCCUUUAUGGCGGAAGGUGCUGUACGAGAGGCAGCCCUUCGAGGACAACUACGUCGACCCGCACCAGUUUCUCGAGGAGCUGAGCCAGAACAAAGACAUCAAGGACUAUCAGUACUCCAACGUGGUGAUCAACACGCUCGCCAUCACGCAGGAGAUCUCCGUCGUGGUGCUGUUCUGCCACGCCUUCAUGGGCGUCUUUACUGGCUCGAUUGGCAAGUACACCCUCGUCGGCAUCGACGUGCUGUGUCUGGUGGCUGCUCUGAUUUGUUACGUCAUUUACCAGUGCCACCAGGACGCCCAAGGGGAUCUGGAUGAGCGACCAGCGAGCCCGAGCACGCGUGGGCCGCCACCGCCACCGCAGCCGUCGCGGUGGCUGCUGCACUCCUGGGUCUUUGGCCGACAGGUUCUGAGCCUGGUCACCAUGCUGUCCCUGCUCAGCCCCAUAUUGAGCACCCUCACCGUCACCUACAGUGACGACACCAUUGUGGCGCUGUCCGUGCUGACCAUGUCGCUGCAUGUGCUGCUCACAGACUACAGCUACCUGAAUGCGUACACACAGCGCUUUGACCCGAAUGUGUCAGUGAACAUGGCCAUCUGCUGUGUGACGCUAAUGGCGUCGCGCAUUUCAAGUCCGCUGGCAAGUGGCGCGCUGAUCUGCUUCGGCAUUGUGUGCUUCUCUCUGUCUCCCAUUGUCCGCCACCUCAUCAAGCAAAACUCCUUCACUGUACACGUCGCCAUCACCUUUGGUCUCGUCGGACUGGCUGUUGGCUGCCUCACGCCGAUCCCGAUCCUUGCAACCAUCUUCAUGGUAACUGUUUUGAUGAUCACCUUUGGCAUUCCGUGGCUCUUUGUGCGGAUGCACAGCAGCGUCAAGACGCAAAUCAACGGUCCGUGGGAUGAGGCGAAGCCGACGAACAGCGCCGCGGCUGCGGAAUGGGCCAACUCUGGAUUUCUGGCGUGA
Messenger RNA from Leptomonas pyrrhocoris, 1239 nucleotides. RefSeq names its product putative phosphatidylinositolN-acetylglucosaminyltransfe ra sesubunit c. Gene Ontology annotation, cellular component: glycosylphosphatidylinositol-N-acetylglucosaminyltransferase (GPI-GnT) complex; membrane. The transcript has a single exon. The coding region runs from base 46 to 1239 and encodes 397 amino acids. NCBI's taxonomy places the organism in Eukaryota, Euglenozoa, Kinetoplastea, Trypanosomatida, Trypanosomatidae. Gene Ontology annotation, biological process: GPI anchor biosynthetic process. The record is from RefSeq and is a predicted model, not a curated record.